Messenger RNA from Diaporthe citri, 1698 nucleotides. RefSeq lists its product as uncharacterized. The coding region runs from base 1 to 1698 and encodes 565 amino acids. Gene Ontology annotation, molecular function: transporter activity. The record is from RefSeq and is a predicted model, not a curated record. Gene Ontology annotation, biological process: transport. The transcript is spliced from 5 exons. NCBI's taxonomy places the organism in Eukaryota, Fungi, Ascomycota, Sordariomycetes, Diaporthales, Diaporthaceae.
AUGAAUUUAACAUAUUGCAACACGACGGUGGAGGACAUGGAGAUCUCCGAGAUACCCAUGGCCGGCCCCUUCACCUUCCACGAGUUGGCUCUCAUGGUCUCUGCCGCAACAGCCCUCCUUUCCAUGUUCAUCAGUUUCUAUUUAAUAUGGAUGCACGCCUUGAACUACACGAAACCAGAGGAGCAGAAGUAUAUCAUCCGUAUCCUCCUCAUGAUUCCCAUAUACGCCGCCUCGGCUUUCCUCCAGCUGAGAUACUACCACCAGGCCGUCUACUUUGCAGUCAUUUCUGACUGCUACGAGGCCUUUGCAAUCUCAUCGUUCUUUGCAUUGCUGUGCCAGUACACGGCCGACCUUCACUCACAGAAACAAUUCUUCAGGGAACUGCAACCCGUCAAAGAAUGGGUAUGGCCGCUCAAUUGGUUCAAGAAGUGUUGUGGAGGCGACAGGGGCCCAUGGCGCACACCCGUCAGCGGUCUCACCUGGUUCAACAUCAUUUGGAUCGGAAUUUACCACUACUGCUUCAUACGUGUUGCCAUGACCAUCACCGCCGUCGUGUCUAACAAAUUCGACCGAUAUUGCGAAAGCUCCAACAGCCCUUACUUCGCGCACAUCUGGUGCGCCAGCAUCAACUGUGUCGCCGUCACCAUCGCCAUGUACUGUGUCAUCCAGUUCUACGUACAGCUCAAGACUGAGCUCUCCUCUCACAAGCCUUUCCUCAAGGUCCUGGCUAUCAAGGGUGUCAUUUUCCUCAGCUUCUGGCAGACAAUGGCCAUAUCUGUCGGGACGGGGGAGUUCGACAUCAUCUCUCCCACCGCAACACUUGCUUAUCCCGACAUUGCGGUUGGCAUACCUUCCCUGCUACUGUGCGUUGAGAUGUUGCUAUUUUCCAUAAUGCACAUCUGGGCAUACCCCUGGCGACCGUAUCGACAGGACGCGCCUCCGAUAUUCUAUCCCUUGCCGAAUAAGGAAUCGAAUGUACCGCCCCUGGAGAAUGUGCAUAUCCCGCCGGCCGGAGGCUCUGUGGGUCUGAAGGCGCUCUGGGAUGCCUUGAAUCUAUGGGACGUCAUCAAGGCAUUUGGCCGCGGCAUGCGUUGGCUGUUUGUCGGGGCUAAGCGGCGCAAGCAGGAUGUCAGCUAUCGCAAGAACACCGACAUAAAUAUGGAUGGUAAGGACACAUCAUAUCCUUUACAGCCAUACGAUCGGGUGCCUGGCGGAAAGAGCACCGACCACUUGCCCAUUGCGACCGAGUUUCGACGAAGCACAUUUGGUAUGAAUCAACACCCAGGAGGCCAAGGGGUUGUCAGUCCGAUCCAGGAGGAGGACCACGAGGAGGGAGCAGGCCUGAUCGCCCAUGCACAAGGGGAUCCGUCGGGUACUUCUCCCCUCGACCCGUAUGACAUUUACAAACAAGACCAACCUUACGAAUCCGAUUUAGGAUAUCGAGGAGCUGCGCGAUUCCAGCAGGCGCCCGAAUCCUACCAGUCGCAAACAAACCCUUUCCACGACCGACGGCAACCUGUUCAGACUCAUGCACUGUCCACAGAUGGAUAUUACCAGGUGCCAAACGCAACAAAUCAGCCCAUCAGCCCAGACGAGCCGCAGGGUGCGCAGCGUGGGCCUGACAACACACAACAGGUGGUUGGCGCAGCACUAUGGGGUGCCAACCCUCAUCAGCACCCCAAUGGACCCAUGAUAUAA